Camellia sinensis is the source of this 1041-nucleotide messenger RNA. The record is from RefSeq and is a predicted model, not a curated record. NCBI's taxonomy places the organism in Eukaryota, Viridiplantae, Streptophyta, Magnoliopsida, Ericales, Theaceae.
AUGGCAACAUCUAAUGGUGGAGCUAUGUUUAUAAAAGCUGUUAAUUGUAUGGGUGAGACCAAGGUCAAGUAUCAUAUUGCCAAAUUAAUUAGUAAAGUGAUUGAUGAAGUGGGCCCUAAUAAUGUAAUUCAAGUAAUUACUAACAAUGCUCCUGUUUGUAGUGUAGCUGGAUCAAUUAUUCAAGGUAAUUAUCCGAAGAUCUUUUGGACACCUUGUGUAGUGCACACUGUUAAUCUUGCUCUUAAGAACAUUUGUGUUGCGAAGGAAAUUGGAGUUGCUGCAUAUGCUUAUGAUGAAUGCCAUUGGAUCACUAUUGUGAUUGAUGAUAUACAUGCUUUAGAAUCAGCAAUUGUUAUGCUAAAAAGGUUUAAACUUAUAUAUCAUGGUCUCCAAACAAUGGUGAUAAGUGAGAAAUGGGCUUCUUACAAGGAAGAUGAUGUUGGGAAAGCAGCUGUUAUUUGUGACACUGAUAAGCCAUGUCUACAUUUGGUUUAUGAGAUGUGGGAUUCAAUGAUUGAACGGGUGAAGGCAUCUAUCUACAAGCGUGAAGGGAAGUCAGAAAAUGAAGAGUCGUCCUUUUACUUUGUAGUGCAUCAAAUAUUAGUGGAAAGGUGGACAAAAAGUAGCACACCUCUUCAUUGUCUUGCUCAUUCUUUGAAUCCAAGGUAUUAUAGUGGGAUGUGGCUUCAUGAAAAUCCCAUUCGUGUUCCUCCUCACAAAGAUGUUGAAAUUUCUGGGAUGAGAAUCAAGUGUUUUAAGAGAUACUUUCCUGAUUCAGAUGAGAGAAGGGUUGCUAAUACAGAGAAUAAAAUGACACCACAACGGUGCGAGGAUUUGGUUUUUGAGCACUCCAAUAUUCGACUAUUAUCAAGAAGGAGUCAACCAUACACAGAAGGAGAGACCAAGUUAUGGGACAUUGGGGGAGAUGCAUUUGAUUCAUUGGAGGGUUCUGGUUUCCUUGAAAUUACAAGUCUUUCACUUGAUGAGCCAGAGAUGGAAGCUAUUUUAUUCAAUGAUGAAGUUGAUGGAAGUGAACUUUGA